Messenger RNA from Coregonus sp. 'balchen', 9186 nucleotides. The record is from the annotation of a GenBank genome assembly. Lineage: Eukaryota; Metazoa; Chordata; Actinopteri; Salmoniformes; Salmonidae.
GGUUUUCGCGCGAAAAGUGCACUUUCUCUUCUCCAGCGUGCGUGGUAACAUUAGUUAAGAGGAGACUGAAGAGAUUUUAGAAACAAUUUUAUAUUUCAGUACUAAUCCAGUGAAAAGAUGGAUCUUGCACAGCCGACUCAGGAGAAUGCGGGACAGAUGGUGAAAGACGAGUUGGCAGAGAAAUGCCAGAAGCUUUUCCAGGCUUUCUUAGAAGAGUGAGCGACAUUAUGUUAUUGUUCUUCUUGGUACUUAACGUUAGCUAACUGGUAGCUUAUAGCUAGCUAAUAGCUAUUGGAUAGCUAGCAAAACUUUAACAUAGAGAGACAACAAUGUUAUGUCUAGAUUUACUAUAUUAAUCAGUGUGCUACAGCAGUGGUUCCCAAACUAUAUAUACAUUAUAUUAUAUAUAUUAAAUAGAAUAAUAUUCCGACAUAUAUGUGUGUUUCUAUUUUUUUAGGGAACUCAGUCCGGCUUUAAACUUACUCUUAAAAGUUGUAAUAGUAGAAUGCACAAGGUGCAAUAUCGAAAUUGGGUAAUUUAGUGCAUCAUCAGUUCCUCAUGUCAUGUUAGUCAUUGCAUACCUAAGAGAGCUAUUUAUAACAGAAAUGUCCAAAUCAACUAGCCCAUGUCAGCUAACGUUUUUAAAUUUAGUUUUUUUAGCCCAUAGAUAUUGUUGUAAUUUUUUAGUCACUCAAAAAUCACAUUAAUACACAUUAGACAUGGCAAAAUGUAUAGAAUUGCAAGAAAAGUAGCUUUAAAACAGGAAGAUUCUCUCCACCAACAAAAGGGGUGUGAACAGUUUGAAGCCCCGUGUAGCUCAGCGCCAGGUUGGGGGUUCGAUCCCCACGGGGGGCCAAUAUGAAGAAAAAAAAUGUAUGCACUCACUAAACUGUAAGUCACUCUGGAUAAGAGCGUCUGCUAAAUGACUAAAAUGUAAAUGUCAUGGGGGGGGGGGCUAAUCAAGGUAAUUGAGGUAAUAUGUACAUGUGGGCAGAGUUAAAGUGACUAUGCAUAAAUAAUAAACAGAGUAGCAGCAGCAUAAAAGAGGGGGAUGGGGUGGGGGAAAACACACAUAAUAGUACAGUUGGUUAGAGGGCUGUAAAACGGCAGCCAUCUUCUCCGGCGCCACUCUUAUAUUUGUUGUAUUUGUGUGUGUGUGUAGGUACCAGACAUCAGACGGUGAGGUGAAGUAUGUCCAUGAUGCUGAGGAGCUGAUCAGGCCUGAGAGAAACACUCUGUUGGUCUCCUUCACUGAUCUGGAAGGAUUUAACCAGGAACUGGCAACCACCAUCCAGGAGGAGUUCUACAGGUAGUUACAGAUCUAGGAUCAGAUUUUCCUUCUCUAAACCUAUCAGAAGAGGCGAGACACUCUAUCCAUAAAAAAGGCAUUUAUUUUAAAUCCAUAAAAAACUGUGUGACAUUUCGGUCAUAGACCUUCAUAAGACCUUCCCAAACUCUAAAGCUCAGUUCAGAUACAACAGCUGAGAGGAGACGAGACGGUUUUAUGCAGUUUUAGAACAAAGUUUGCUUGAUCUGAACGGUCUAGUUUUAGAACGUUUCAUGUCGGCUGCGGAAGUUUCCAAGAUUCAACAUGUCAAAUCUUAUCUCAUGACUUGUGAUGAGAUGGAUCCGUUUAGCCAAUCAAAGAACAGUGCGCUGACGUUCUGUGUGUAGCCAAGCAGCUAGCUAGCUAGCUAUUUUGCUGCAGUUGAGCUACGCUAGCUUGCAGAUAUUUAUCUGACAAGUCACAAAGUAUGCCCUGUUUCUGGUGCAUGCAUUUAAUGAUACCUGUUUGCUACAACACCUUGCUACAACAAGUGGCAAUUUUGUAUCACGUCAUUGUAAAGAGACACCGUAAACGGUCUCAACCACCUGUCUUUUUUAUCUUAAUGCCCCAUCUUUAGUCAGCUGUUCUACAACACAAAAUUCUAAAACUGGCUAGUUUUGUCUCGUCUUUCCUUUUGUCGGCUAAUGUGUAUCUGAAUCGACCUUAACAGAGCACUUAGAACCUUCCUAGAACUUUGAGUGUUAGCUCGUGUUAUUGAUGGUCUUAACAUUACUCUGUCCAGCUAACAAACUCUUUCUCCUUUUGUUUCUCCUUCCAUCUCUCCUUCUCUCCAGAGUAUAUCCCUUCCUCUGUCGUGCGGUGAGGAACUUUGCUAGGGAUCAUGGGAAUGUCCCUGUGAAUAAGGAGUUCUAUUUGGCCAUCCAGGACCUGCCCACCAGACACAAGUAAGACACAUACCUGACAGAAGUUACAAGUCACACAAAUAGUGUUCUGACAGGUUCUGUUGUGUAAGAUGUUUUGUGUGUGAUCUAACAGUCCUUGUUUUGUGUUAUAGGAUCCGUGAGCUGUCCUCCCUGCGUAUUGGUUCUCUGGUGCGCAUCAGUGCUCAGGUGGUGAGGACACACCCUGUACACCCAGAACUGGUGAGUUGCACACACCGUAUACCCUAGUAUAGAGCUAGUUAGUAUUGAGGAUAGUUAAUGACGGCCCCAGUGCAGAUAUGAUUCCUGAACAAUCUUUAGCUGUGUGACAUCUGUGUCUGAUCCUCUCUGUUCUGUGUCCUUCAGGUGAGUGGGACAUUCCUGUGUCUGGACUGCCAGGGGGUGUGUCCGGACGUGCCCCAGCAGUUCAAGUACGCCCCGCCCACCGUCUGCAGGAACCCCGUCUGCAGCAACCGCGCUCGCUUCCACCUCGACACACACCGCUCCAAAUUCAUUGACUUCCAGAAGGUAGGAUGGCACGCGUGUGUGUGAUUGUGUUUGUUGUCUGUUCUGACACUUCUGUGUGUCUUACGCUCGUGUCUUAACCGCUGUGUGUAGGUACGUAUCCAGGAGACCCAGGCAGAGCUGCCCAGAGGGUCCAUCCCGCGCUCCCUAGAGGUGAUUCUGAGGGCUGAGGCUGUAGAGACGGCCCAGGCCGGAGACCGCUGUGACAUCACUGGCUCACUCAUAGUGGUGCCCGACGUCUCCCAGCUCAGCACCGCAGGUAUGUACACACGCUGAUACACAUGACACGUACACAGUAUUCACACUGGUAUGACACAUUUCCCAUCUCUCACUCUCUCUCUCUUUCUAGGUGUGCGGGCGGAGACCAGUUCCCGUGUAGGAGGGAGACAGGGUUAUGAGAACGAGGGUCUUCGCGGUCUUAAAGCCCUGGGAGUCAGAGAGCUGUCCUACAGACUGGCCUUCCUCGCCUGCCAUGUGGCUCCUACCAACCCUAGGGUACGACACGCUCACUCAAACCUCGAGACACACACAAACAGAUGCUCAUCCAAUACUGGAGACACACACCCACAUACACACUACCUCAGGUAACAAACUAGUAUACAUAUUAUGCAUGCAUGUACGACAUUUGUUUGAAGGGAGUUGUAAUCGUGUGUAUAGUUUGGAGGGAAGGAGCUGCGUGAUGAGGAUCAGACAGCGGAGAGCAUCAAGAGCCAGAUGUCAGUUCAGGAGUGGGAAAAGGUGUUUGAGAUGAGCCAAGACAAGAACCUCUACCACAACCUCGGCACCAGCCUCUUUCCCACCAUACACGGUCAGUACUACACUAUUACUACAAACACAGCCUUUGCAUGUGGUUUUCUGUGUGUGUGUAUCUGUAUAAUGUGUGUGUGUAAUAAAUGUAUAACGUGUGUGUGUGUGUGUGUAAAAUGUGUGUUUGUGUGUGUAAAAUGUGUGUUUGUGUGUGUAGGUAAUGACGAGGUGAAGCGCGGUAUCCUGUUGAUGUUGUUCGGGGGUGUUCCUAAGACCACCAUGGAGGGAACAUCUCUCAGAGGAGAUGUAAACGUCUGCAUCGUAGGAGACCCCUCUACCGCCAAGAGCCAGUUCCUCAAGUAAGACCCUUACACCCUAUACACACUAUACACUCCACAUUACCUACUUACAUGUAGGAGACUCCUCUGUCAAAACUCCCUCCACCCUAUAGCCUACACACUUACACAACGACAUACAGUUGAAGUCGGAGGUUUACCUACACCUUAGCCAAAUACAUUUAAACUCAGUUUUUCACAAUUCCUGACAUUUAAUCCUAGUAAAAAUUCCCUGUCUUAGGUCAGUUAGGAUCACCACUUUAUUUUAAGAAUGUGAAAUGUCAGAAUAAUAGUAGAGAGAAUGAUUUAUUUCAGCUUUUAUUUCUUUCAUCACAUUCCCAGUGGGUCAGAAGUUUACAUACACUCAAUUAGUAUUUGGUAGCAUUGCCUUUAAAUUGUUUAACUUGGGUCAAACGUUUCAGGUAGCCUUCCACAAGCUUCCCAUAAUAAGUUGAGUGAUUUUUGUCCCAUUCCUCCUGACAGAGCUGGUGUAACUGAGUCAGGUUUGUCGGACUCCUUGCUCGCACACGCUUUUUCAGUUCUGCCCACACAUUUUCUAUAGGAUUGAGGUCAGGGAUUUGUGAUGGCCAUUCCAAUACCUUGACUUUGUUGUCCUUAAGCCAUUUUGCCACAACUUUGGAAGUAUGCUUGGGGUCAAUGUCCAUUUGGAAGACCCAUUUGCGACCAAGCUUUAACUUCCUGACUGAUGUCUUGAGAUGUUGCUUCAAUAUAUCCACAUAAUUUUCCUUCCUCAUGAUGCCAUCUAUUUUGUGAAGUGCACCAGUCCCUCCUGCAGCAAAGCACCCCCACAUCAUGAUGCUGCCACCCCCGUGCUUCACGGUUGGGAUGGCGUUCUUCGGCUAGCAAGGUCUCCCUUUUUCCUCUAAACAUAACGAUGGUCAUUAUGGCCAAACAGUUCUAUUUUUGUUUCAUCAGACCAGAGGACAUUUCUCCAAAAAGUACGAUCUUUGUCCCCAUGUGCAGUUGCAAACCGUAGUCUGGCUUUUUUAUGGCGGUUUUGGAGCAGUGGCUUCUUCCUUGCUGAGCGGCCUUUCAGGUUAUGUCGAUAUAUAGGACUUGUUUAUUCUGGGAUUGAUUUGCACUUUUCGCACCAAAGUACGUUCAUCUCUAGGAGACAGAAUGCGUCUCCUUCCUGAGUGGUAUGACAGCUGCGUGGUCCAAUGGUGUUUAUACUUGUGUACUGUUGUUUGUACAGAUGAACGUGGUACCUUCAGGCGUUUGGAAAUUGCUCCCAAGGAUGAACCAGACUUGUGGAGGUCUACAACAUUUUUUCUGAGGUCUUGGCUGAUUUUCCCAUGAUGUCAGGCAAAGAGGCACUGAGUUUGAAUGUUGGCCUUGAAAUACAUCCAGAGGUACACCUCCAAUUGACUCAAAUGAUGUCAAUUAGCCUAUCAGAUGCUUCUGAAGCCAUGACAUAAUUUUCUGGAAUUUGCCAAGCUGUUUAAAGGCACAGUCAACUUAGUGUAUGUAAACUUCUGACCCACUGGAAUUGUGAUACAGUGAAUUAUAAGUGAAAUAAUCUGUCUGUAAACAAUUGUUGGAAAAAUGACUUGUGUCAUGCACAAAGUAGAUGUCCUAACCGACUUACCAAAACUAUAUUUUGUUAACAAGACAUUUGUGGAGUGGUUGAAAAACGAGUUUUAAUGACUCCAACCUAAGUGUAUGUAAACUGUACUUACACACUACACCCCUAUUCACUUUUACAAUACCUGUCUAACCCUCACACAAAACCACCUCCACAUCCCCUUCUACCCACACUAUACACGUACACUCGCAGGCCUAUCCCCUUACCCACUAUCCCCUCUCUCUUAGGCAUGUGGAGGAGUUCAGUCCCAGGGCUGUGUAUACCAGUGGGAAGGCCAGCAGUGCAGCAGGUUUAACAGCAGCCGUGGUUCGAGACGAGGAGUCACAUGAGUUCGUCAUCGAGGCCGGAGCUCUCAUGCUCGCUGACAACGUGAGUGUGUGUGUGUGUGAGCUGAGGAUGGGGUGUGUGUGUGUUUGUAUUUCAGUUUGUGUUUUGUGCUUAAAGUGGGAUGUGCGUCUCUUUGUCGACAGGGUGUGUGUUGUAUCGAUGAGUUUGACAAGAUGGAGACGAGGGACCAAGUGGCCAUCCAUGAGGCCAUGGAGCAACAGACCAUCUCCAUCACUAAAGCUGGAGUCAAGGUAGACCCUCACACACAGUCACUAAAGUAGAAUUGAACACACACACACGCUCCCUCUGACCUCCGUCCCUCUCCUCCAGGCCACUCUGAAUGCCCGUACGUCCAUCCUGGCGGCUGCUAACCCGGUCGGUGGUCGCUACGACCGCAGCAAGAGUCUGAAACAGAACGUCAACCUGUCCGCUCCCAUCAUGAGCCGCUUCGACCUCUUCUUCAUCCUUGUGGACGACUGCAAUGAGGUGUGUGUUUGUGUGUAAGAGGGAACAUUUGUGGGUGUAUGUGACAAAUGGUGUGUGUGUGUGUGUGUGUGUGUAUAAUUACUAAUGGAAAUAUAUGUGUGUGUGUGUAGGUGACAGACUAUGCCAUAGCCAGGCGCAUCGUGGAUCUGCACUCUCGCAUUGAGAACUCAGUUAACAGACUCUACUCUCUGGAUGAGAUCAGACGAUACCUGCUCUUCGCCCGACAGUUCAAACCCAAGGUAAAUGAAAUGUGUGUGCUUCAAGGAUUGUCACACUGUCACACUGAGUACAUUUACAUGCACACUAAUCAUUUGAUACUAAACUGAUUAUGGCAAUAGGCCGAAUAUGGCAUUAGUCAUGUAAACACCUUACUCUGAUUAUCAUAUGAUGCAUUUUUCAUCAUCAUGCUGGUGACACUUUGCUUCUUGAAUGUCCAAUAUCUUGAAAACAUGACUGCUGACAUCAUUUUGGGACUGUAUCAACUGUGAACGAAUGAAAAAAAGACCCACUGUUUUUGAUUUUCCCUUUAAUCGGCGUCCGGUCAUAAUUGAAGUAAGCAUACGCUGAUUAAAACACCUAGAUUUUUAAGCAAUCUUUUGAAAUAUUAGGACAUGUAAUCACCUUAAUCGGAGUUCCAGCGGUGUAUUGGAUCUGCGCAUGUGCUAGCGCGAGCCUCUCAUUUGCGCCAGUGAAGUGAGUUCGGAAAAUGUAGCCUGAUUUCAGAUGCGUCCUUCUUCUUGCAAAGCAUGUAAAUGUUUUAAUUGAAGUAUUAUAUUAAUCUGAGUAUUCACAAUAAUCGUAUUAUUGAAUGCAUGUAAACAUAUCCAAUGUCUGUUUUCUGUGCCGUGAUAGAUAAGGCUUAUGCCCAAUUCCAAUGGAGCAGUACUAAUGUGGGUUAAUUUGUGUUUUUGCAUAGAUCUCUGGUGAGUCAGAGGAGUUCAUCGUGGAGCAGUACAAACGGCUGCGUCAGCGCGACGGCUCUGGGGGCGUGGCCAAGUCGGCCUGGCGAAUCACAGUGCGGCAGCUGGAGAGCAUGAUCCGCCUCUCUGAGGGCAUGGCCCGCAUGCACUGCUGUGAUGAGGUUAGAUGUCACACAACUUAUAUUUAACGUACACACAACUUAUGGUUGUGUGUACGGUGGUUCUCUGUAGCUCAGCUGGUAGAGCACGGCGCUUGUAACGCCAAGGUAGUGGGUUCGAUCCCCGGGACCACCCAUACACAAAAAAAAAAUGUAUGCACGCAUGACUGUAAGUCGCUUUGGAUAAAAGCGUCUGCUAAAUGGCAUAUUAUUAUUAUUAUUAUAUUAUACCCAACGUACACAUAACUUAUAUGCACAAUGCUCGCACAACUGCUUUCUGCUCCCAAAACCUGUGUUUCGAGUUUGGUUCUGUCCUGAAGGAUUGAUCAAGUUUGCUCUGUUGGUUUGUCAUAGAUUGUGUGCUAAUAAAGUGUUUAGGGUGUUCUGUCAUAAAGUGUGUGUUAUUUGUUGUUCCCUGCAGGUCCAGCCUAAGCACGUGAAGGAGGCAUUCCGCCUGCUGAAUAAGUCCAUCAUCAGAGUGGAGACACCAGACAUCAAUCUGGAACAGGACCAGGAGAUGGAGGAAGAGGAGGGCGAGAACGGUACAUACUCACACACAACCACACAACAAAUAGUACUACUGCAGCUUUACUCCAGAUAUUUACAUGUACUGAAACCUCUCUGUCCUCUCUGCAGGUCAUGACGUUCCUGACGGAGUGAAUGGAGUAAAUGGCCAGGUGAACGGGCACGUUGAUGGAAUGAACAGCCACUCCAACGGAACUAACCAGCCACACCAACGUUGUGAACGCCCACUCUGACAGCAGCUCCAAGCCGUCGCUGCGUCUGACCUUCCCAGAGUACCGCCGCAUCUCCAACCUGCUGGUGCUGCAUCUCCGCAGGGCCGAAGAGGGUAAGGCACACAAACACACACACACACAUUCUACAUGUGGACAGUGUGUUAUGCAGUGGUUAACUGUUUACCUGUGUGUGCAGCUGAGGAGGAAGAGGAGUUGAAGAAGACUGCAGUAAUCAACUGGUAUCUGAAGGAGAUGGAGUCAGAGAUUGACUCAGAAGAGGAACUCAUCAACAAGAAGAGCCUGAUAGAGAAAGUCCUACACCGACUAGUGCACUACGUAAGUACACACACACACACACACACACACACACACACACACACACACAUACCCAUUGCACCAUUGAGUCAGAGUAAUAACACCUUUACAAGCCUUAUGUCGAACAGACAUCUUCACUAACUCUCUCGUUUUUCUUCUCUCUCUCCAUCUCUAGGAUCAUAUCCUGAUAGAGCUGUCUCAGGGGGGGCUGAAAGGGUCAGAGACAGAGGCACAGGAAGAAGUUCUGGUCGUCAACCCCAACUACACUCUGGAGGACUAGACUCAUCUCAUGAGUCUGGUGGUCAACUCCCUCCCUAGCCCUUCCCCCCUCCUUCCCAAUCGCCUCUCUCUUUCUAUGGCUUUUACGUUGGACUCCCAAUUCAAGACUGUUUUUAUUGAAUGUUGGUCAGUGUAAUUACAUUCUCAGCUUUUGUCAUGUUUAAUUUUAUUCCUGCUUUAUAGAGUUUUUAUCGACUCUGGCCUGUUUUAAACCUUUUAUUUGUAUUAUUGUAGACAGGUGAAUAAUGUAAAUAUGUUGCUCUGAUUUCUCCAGAGCAUUAACUGGCAUAUGGCUGUUUGUGGGUCUCCUCAGUUAACAUGAUGUUAAUCCUCUGACUAGUGUGGUUUUACUUCCUAUGUUAAAUGUAUAUAUGUAUAAAAUAAUACACACAAAUUAAAAGUCUAGCUUAUUAUGCAUAUUUUUUGUAUAAAAAAUAGAAAUAACUGUUGUAGCAUGUGGAAAAAUGCUUCCCCAAAAAACGAAGAAUAAUCAAAUGUGUGGUGCUGUUAAUGCCCUCCCUGUGGCCAGUGAUGUUUCAGGGA